Messenger RNA from Symbiodinium pilosum, 510 nucleotides. The record is from the annotation of a GenBank genome assembly. NCBI's taxonomy places the organism in Eukaryota, Dinophyceae, Suessiales, Symbiodiniaceae.
AUGAGCCUUCGUGCUGCCUUGGGUGAGGGCCCUCGUGGCCUACAAGCGCCGUUUGAGGCGCUGCGGCCAGAGCGCUUGGUGCUGCUAGGCGCGCGGGACCUGGAUCCAGCAGAAGAGCAGUACGUCCAGCAUCAUCAGGUUCGUAGGUUGACGACUCAGGACCUUCAGUCCAACCCGACAGAGGCCGUCAGAGUCCUCAAGGAAGUCGCUGGACCAACAGGCGUCCUGCACAUACAUCUGGACCUGGAUGUGAUGGACCCAUCAUCUUUUCCGCAUGUGAAUGUGCCUACACCCCAAGGCCUGCUACCAGCAGAACUUCUCAAUCUGCUUCGCGAUCUAGGCAGUGCCUUUGACGGCCGCCUUUGUGGCACCACAGUGACGGAAUUGCGGCUUAGAGAGGAGGCUUUGAGCCCGUCACCAGCUUCUGCCAAAGAGCUGCUUUCCUCGUUGCUUGGGCCUGAAGGAUUGGACCUUGCUGGCCAGGUCUCCAACUGGCAGAGGGCAGAAUGA